UUUUUUAUGGAAAAAUUAGGCCCAGCACUUAGCCUACGUUAUAUUAUUGGGCCUGCUUCCGCAUAAUUUAAUAAGUAUUAUUCUCCGGUCAUCAAUCAUCAUCAUCACGCGAGUAUCAGUCCAGAGAAAGUUGCAGUUUCCGGCGAUGAAUCCGAUACAAGCGCCGCCGCUGCACCCUUUCGUUGCGCCGCUGUCGUAUCUCUUGGGGACUUGGAGGGGACAAGGCGAAGGUUUAUAUCCAACCAUACCUUCCUUCCGCUACGGCGAAGAGCUCCGUUUCUCACAUUCCGGCAAGCCCGUGAUAGCGUAUACGCAGAAGACAUGGAAGUUGGAAUCAGGAGCUCCCAUGCACGCGGAGAGUGGCUACUUUCGUCCAAAGCCAGAUGGUUCCAUCGAAGUCGUCAUAGCUCAGAGCACAGGUCUCGUCGAAGUCCAGAAAGGAACAUACAAUGUAGAUGAGCAAUCUAUCACACUCAAGAGUGAUCUUGUGGGAAACGCAUCCAAGGUGAAGGAGAUAAGUAGAGAAUUUGGAUUGGUCGAUGGAAAGCUAUCGUAUGUGGUUCAUAUGAGUACAACCACGAACCAUCUCCAACCACAUCUCAAAGCCACCCUCGAUAAGCUUUGAAUCCAGUUCCUGUACUCACUGAUACCGCACCCAUGUAAUGCUUCACUGUUUGAUUACUCUUUGUAAGAAGAUUUGGGGAGUUAAAUGGGCUUUUCUUUUCAAACAGUAAAGAGGCCUCAAUAGUUUAGUUCACUACAAUAUACAUUCACAUUCAAUAAAUUACAGGAUUGUCAAAAUA
Molecule: messenger RNA, 803 nt
Organism: Capsella rubella
Lineage: Eukaryota; Viridiplantae; Streptophyta; Magnoliopsida; Brassicales; Brassicaceae
Product: UPF0678 fatty acid-binding protein-like protein At1g79260
Exons: 4
Coding region: 146-625 (159 amino acids)
Source: RefSeq, a predicted model, not a curated record